AGUCGGGCAAUAGAAUGAAAUAGAAAAGAGAUUGCCGUGAAAUUUGUCGAUGAUCCUGCAAGCCGAGCCGAGUGGUACAGUUUGAUCUGAUAAACAAAUUCGCGAAACAGUUAUGAUAGGAGAAGAAAAAUUCGCGAAGCAGCGAGAAAAUAAGCCGUUGUGAGCGCUGAACUUGAUUAGCAAAAGUAAAAGCGACAGGGGCGUUUUAAUCGGACUCGUUUGUCAGCAGUCCGAGGAGCGAAUCGCGAGAGUAAAUAUUAAACGGAAAAUUGUAGCGAGAAUUAAAAGCCGAUAAAGGUCCUGCGAUUUUUACAGUCGACCGUCUCGCGAGAGGAUAAACAAUCGGAUUACAGCCGUUUAAAAUGCAGGAAGGCGUAAAAUUGCCGCUCAACGUUUACACCUCUUCGCGGAUAAGCAGUGAAUUGAAAGCAGCCGAUAGCACAGCUAGAGUAAAAGAAAGCUCGAGGCGAGAGUUGAGGAAAGAGCCCGAGAAUUUUCAUAAAGACGCUCGAAACCCGCUCGCCUUCGCGCGGCUUUUUCCUCAGGGGCAGGAUCCGGACGGCCGAUCAAGGCUACUGCGGUUCGCGAAAAAGCUCCGCGUGAUUAAGUCGGACCGGUUGGCUCUUUUUUGCGCAACGGAAACAGCAGGUCCAGCCGCGCCCCCGAGCAUCAUUUUCCGAGAGAGAGAGAAGGAGCCGCGACGCGAUAGGCGUCCCCCACCCGCUGGCGCGCGGAAGUAUCCUUUUGAGAGUGAGCGAGAGAGAGAGAAAGAGAGAGAACCGCGAGGUGAGAAAUAAAGGUCGAGAGUAUAUCUCCCGUGGUGUACCCACUGGCAGCGGCAGUAGCAACAGCUCCUCAAGUUCACCUAAACGAGGCUCCAGCAUCGGACAGUCAGUCUCCCGUGAACUCUCUCGGCGGCUGCUGCAGCGGCUAAUCGCGCGCGCGCGCGCGACUCCUCUUAUCCGUACACCCAUCCGCUGCUGUUUCAUCUCGGACUCCAAAAUGAAAAUCCCGAGCAGCGCUCUCCUCCUGCUAAUCACGAUCCUCUCGGUGGAGUCGGUCCCGCGCAAGCUCCGAUCGUCCGGGCCGCAGUCGAGCAACUCGAUCCCGGGCAGUUCCUCCGAGUCGCCGCCCAACAUCGUCAUGAUCAUAGCCGACGACAUGGGCUGGAACGACGUGAGCUUCCACGGCAGCGACCAGAUCCCGACGCCGAACAUCGACGCCCUGGCUUACAACGGCGUCAUCCUGAACAGCCAUUACGUCUCGGCUCUGUGCACGCCGAGCAGAUCGGCCCUGCUGACCGGCAAGUAUCCGAUUCACACCGGUAUGCAGCACCUGGUGAUUCUCGAGGCCGAGCCCAGGGGACUGCCGCUGCACGAGAAGAUUCUUCCGCAGUACCUGAAAGAGGCCGGUUACGCAACCCACGCGAUCGGCAAGUGGCACCAGGGCUUCCACCGUCGCGAGUACACGCCGACCUACCGGGGCUUCGACUCGCACUUCGGCUACUGGCAGGGUCUGCAGGACUACUACACCCACGAGGUCGGCUCGUCGAACCCGAAGGAGGGCUUCCUCGGCUUCGACAUGCGGCGCAACAUGAGCCUGGCCCGCGACACCUACGGCAAGUACUCGACCGACCUCUUCACCGACGAGGCCGUCCGACUGAUCGAGGAGCACCGGCCCGAGGCUGGGCCCAUGUUCCUGUACUUGGCGCAUCUGGCACCGCACAGCGGCAACGAUAACGAGCCCCUCCAGGCGCCCGACGAGGAGGUCGCCAAGUUCUCCUACGUCGAGGACCCCGAGAGGAGGAUCUACGCGGCGAUGAUGAGCAAGCUCGACCAGAGCGUCGGCGAGGUCGUCAGCGCGCUCAGGAGGAAGAACAUGCUGCAGAACAGCAUCGUCGUUUUCAUGGCCGAUAACGGGGCCGCCACCCAGGGCAUACACUACAACCGCGGGAGCAACUAUCCUCUCAGGGGGAUAAAAGCCAGCGCGUGGGAGGGUGCGGUACGCGGCGCCGCGGCCGUCUGGAGUCCCUUGAUCCAGCGGCCCAAGCGGAUCUACAACGAGCUGAUGUCCAUCGCCGACUGGCUACCGACCCUCCUCAGCGCCUCGGGUCUCCGAGACGUCGUCCGGGUGAGCGCGAACAUCGACGGCGUCGACCAGUGGCCGGCCAUCAGCGGCGUAGCCCCCAGCCCUCCGCGCAACGAGAUCCUCGUCAACAUCGACCCGAUCUUCAACUACUCGGCCCUCCGGAGGGGAGAGUUCAAGUACGUCCUGGGGACCGUCGGCAACGGCGAGGAGUGGUACGGAGAGACCGGACGACCGGAGAACCAGGGACUCGAGGGGGCCAGUCCCACCUACGACCCGGAGACCGUCCUGAUGAGCAAGGCUGGCACCGCCAUCGCCGGACUGCUCACCGCCAAGCAGGUAUCGGAGAUCAGAGCGGUGAGAAAAGACACCUACGGCCGAGUGAAGGAUGACGAAAUGGCCACGUCAAAGCUCUUGACGGUCGACGAAUUGCUCAAGCUCAGAUCCUCCGCCAGUUUGCGCUGCACCGUGCCCGAAUCCGAGAGGGUCGCCUGUCACCCGCUGCAAUCGCCCUGUCUCUUCAACAUCAAGGAGGACCCCUGCGAGCAACGAAAUCUCGCCGCUUCCCGGGCCAUGAUCCUGGCGACACUCGAGGAGGCUCUUCUCAAGUACCGCGUAACGGCUCUGCCUCCGAGCAACGUGCCCAACGACCCCAAGGCCAAUCCUGCCUUCUGGAACCACACCUGGGUCAACUGGCAGGACGACGACCCGUACGAGUUCCUCACCGACAUGGUCGGCAAGAACAAGCUGGAGAACAUCAACGACCGCAUGCCCGGAUCGGUUAUCGCCGUUAUCGCCGUCCUACUGGGUCUCGCGGUCGUCGCCAUCUUCGCGCUCAUCGGACUCAGGUGCAACAAGAAGUAUCACGCGCUGAAGAAGAAACAGCAGCAGUCGGAUUACCGCAACUCGAGGCAUUUCCAAGAGGUACAGCAGCCCAGCGAGACACAGGCGGUACUCGAGCCAGAGGAGAGCCAGCCCAACGGUAAGAUCGUGGAAAGCUUUACGGCGAACGAGACGCGCGACGUGCCGUCCCUCGAGAACAUCGAAUGACGGUGUCGUGUGGGGAGCGCGAGGAAGUCGAAGAAGACGGUCCUGAGGACGAUCGUCUGCAUCACCUGGAUAUGUAGCAAGGAUUGCUCUGCUGCGAGCGUUUCUGAAAAAGCUUGAGAUUAUCGUAUUCAAACGAGCGUUUGGUAUACGAGAAAAAGUUUUUGCGUUCGAAUGACGUGUGUUGAUAGUUUGGAUAGAUGCGAGCUUUAGACGUAGGGUGCGUUUGGGAGCGCGAGUGCGAUUAUAGUAUUUUAAUAGACGUAAGUUUCCUUUUAAAGUGCGAUCUCGAGCACUGAUUACUCCGCAAGUAUUAUAGCUUGAUAUUAAUUUUGUAAAGUUAAGACAAGUUUCGAGUUAAGAUAUAAGUAUUUUUUUUAUAAGCUGUAUAAGCUCGAAAACUUUUUCUGCGUAUCCAAUGUGCUCUGAAUCGCCGAAGCUGGAUAGUAGAUAAACAAGAGUAUUAUUCAAUCGUUCAAGAUUGAAAUUCAAAGGCAAUAUUCGAAAAAAAGAGUAUAAAAAAGGAAACGCAAAGGUGCUCAGGCCUCGCUCUACCUCACCAACAUGACUGCUUAACUCACGCACACACUCCCGUCGAUACGCGCUAGAAGUCGUACCGGCGUCGAGUGGAAAGAUUCUACAAUCCUAGAGAUUCAACGUUUACACCUAUGUAUAAAGCAUAUGCUCUCGAAAGCUACAAAAAGGGGAUAUUUUUACAAAACGUAAAAAUCGCAUCUCGCUUCUUAUUCGAGCAGCGACAGUAAAUGUAAAACCCAUGAUCUUGUAUAUAUAGAUAUAUAUAAUAAAAGCCUAGCAAGGCUCAUUUAUUUCCAAA
Messenger RNA from Nasonia vitripennis (jewel wasp), 3967 nucleotides. RefSeq names its product arylsulfatase B. Bases 1003 to 3135 code for a protein of 710 amino acids. The record is from RefSeq and is a predicted model, not a curated record. The transcript has 7 exons. Lineage: Eukaryota; Metazoa; Arthropoda; Insecta; Hymenoptera; Pteromalidae.